CCGAGCAAGCACGCGAACCGGCAAUGAUAGAGCAAGUGUGCAUAAAGCCGCACGGCCACAGACUCAGCAAACUCUUUUUCCGUCGCGUGGGUUGAGCGGUAGUACGCUGCUCCCCUGUGUCGUCCUCGUCGUCGUCCUAGGUUCUACAGAUUCAGAAUUGCAAUUAUCCUGUGAUCCAAAGAAAUGUUUGGGCGUGUGCCAAGGAGGAGCAACAACACCAAGUACUAUGAGGUGCUUGGCGUCUCUAGUACUGCAAGCCAGGAUGAGCUCAAAAAAGCAUACAGAAAGGCUGCGAUCAAGAGCCACCCUGACAAGGGUGGUGACCCAGAAAAGUUUAAAGAAUUAUCUCAAGCUUAUGAGGUGCUUAGUGACCCAGAGAAGAGGGAGAUAUAUGACCAAUAUGGAGAGGAUGGUCUCAAGGAGGGAAUGGGAGGAGGUGGUGACUUCCAUAAUCCGUUUGACAUAUUUGAGCAGUUUUUUGGUGGUGGUUCCUUUGGGGGAAGUAGGUCAAGAGUACGCAGACAGAAACGUGGUGAGGAUGUGGUGCAUUCUCUGAAGGUGUCUUUAGAAGAUGUGUACAAUGGGGCUACCAAGAAAUUAUCGUUAUCACGGAAUGUUCUAUGCUCAAAGUGCAAAGGAAAAGGAACCAAGUCUGGAGCACCUGGAACAUGCUAUGGUUGUCAUGGUAUAGGAAUGAAGACUAUAACAAGACAGAUAGGAUUAGGCAUGAUCCAACAGAUGAAUACUGUUUGCCCUGAAUGUACAGGAUCAGGUGAAAUCAUUCGUGAAAGGGACAGAUGCCCAAGCUGCAGAGCCAACAAAGUUGUUCAAGAGAAGAAGGUUCUUGAGGUUCAUAUUGAGAAAGGGAUGCAACAUGGCCAAAAGAUUGUAUUCCAGGGCGAAGCUGAUGAAGCUCCUGACACAGUGACAGGAGACAUUGUUUUUAUCUUGCAAGUUAAAGAGCAUCCAAGAUUCAAGAGGAAAUAUGAUGACCUGUUCAUUGAGCACACAGUUUCUCUGACGGAAGCUUUGUGUGGGUUCCAGUUCAUUCUGACCCAUCUUGACGGUAGGCAACUUCUAAUCAAGUCCAAUCCUGGUGAAAUUAUUAAACCCGGUCAACACAAGGCUAUAAACGACGAGGGUGUGCCACAGUAUGGCCGGCCCUUCAUGAAGGGCCGUCUCUUUGUGGAAUUCAACGUCGAGUUUCCUGAAUCUGGCACACUCUCCCCUGACCAAUGCCGGGCGCUUGAGAAGGUGCUGCCACAGUUGCCUAGGGGACGUCUGUCAGACAUGGAGGUGGAUCAGUGCGAGGAGACCAUAAUGCACGAUGUCAACAUAGAAGAGGAGAUGAGGCGUAGGAAGUACCAAAGGCAGCGGGAAGCCUACGAAGACGUCGACGAGGAUGAGGAUGCUGGGCCAAGGGUGCAAUGUGCCCAGCAGUAAGAAGCAAGAAGAUGUUUAACGCUCUGUCUGUCUAUCAUAAGCCAUAAUAAACCCCCACACAGAUUUAAUUAGUUGUUGGUGUAUGAGAAAUUAAAGUAUUAGCGAGUCUCUUACAUUGUCUGAGGGGGUGUUUGGAUCCAUGGACUAAUUUUUAGUUCGGGUCAACAUCAGAUGUUUGGAUACCAA
Molecule: messenger RNA, 1629 nt
Organism: Setaria italica (foxtail millet)
Lineage: Eukaryota; Viridiplantae; Streptophyta; Magnoliopsida; Poales; Poaceae
Product: chaperone protein dnaJ A6
Exons: 8
Coding region: 184-1443 (419 amino acids)
Biological process (GO): response to heat; protein refolding
Cellular component (GO): cytoplasm; cytosol
Molecular function (GO): Hsp70 protein binding; ATP binding
Source: RefSeq, a predicted model, not a curated record